Molecule: messenger RNA, 489 nt
Organism: Saxophila tyrrhenica
Lineage: Eukaryota; Fungi; Ascomycota; Dothideomycetes; Mycosphaerellales; Extremaceae
Gene: KLHL10
Product: Kelch-like protein 10
Exons: 3
Coding region: 1-489 (162 amino acids)
Molecular function (GO): protein binding
Source: RefSeq, a predicted model, not a curated record
AUGCACGUCCCAGUGGAAGACGUUCUGCAGAAGCUCUCCAAAUCUGCCAAGCUCUCGGAUAUCAAAAUUCGAUGCGGCGACCGCGAGUGGCCCGCUCAUAGGGCCAUACUUUGCGUCCGCUCUGAGUACUUUGACAAGGCGUUGUCAGGUGCACUCAAGGAAGCCACCGAAAACACCAUCGAGUUACACGACGACCAUCCGAACGCAGUACACGCCAUGCUCGAAUGGUUCUACAGUGGCAACUAUAGCUAUUGUCAGACCCACUCUAUCUUCGAGCUCUGCGUUCUCGUUCACGACGUCGCCAACAGACAUCUUCUGGACGAUCUAAAAAUGUGUGCGCUCGAGGCGUUCAGUGAUUCGGAAAUCAACCCGAGCAACAUAGAAGGAUUCGUGAGGGUCACAACGACAGUCUACAACGCCUCUUUACUGGAUCAACCAUGGCAGAAAGUCAUACUGGACGUGGUUAGGUUGAGUCGGUACAAGUUCUAA